AUGGAAAAGUUGAGUUCUGAUCAAAAACAGCUGGACGAGAGUGUCAAAAUAUUCGAUUAUAGCAGGAGAGUGUCUAAAGCCGUAGGAUUGUGGCCUUUAGCUUCAAAUGAUUACAUUUUUACUUUCUCGUAUUGUUAUUUCACAGUGAUAAUGAUUUUUGAGUGGAUGGAUUUGUACUACUCGCUGGAUGAUCUCAACGAUGUACUCGACAACCUCACAGAAAACUUAUCGUACACCCAAAUUUACAUCCGUGGUAUUAUAUUGAGAAUCCACAUGAACAGACUGAAGAAAAUAAUUAAAAAUACAAUCGGUGAUUUUAAUAUAAAUAGCUUCAAAAAUCCAUCGGAGAUAAAAAUAUUUAUGACUUACAUAAAAAAGGGUCGAUUUUUCGUCAAGUCAAUAAUUUCUUUCAUGGCGAUGACUGUAAUUACUUGGUACUUCCAGCCUUUGACAACCCCAGCUCCUGUCGCCAGUGAUAAUGAGACGAUAAUGUUCUUUUUGCCUUAUCGCUGUCACAUAAUUUUUGAAAUAAAUGAUUCAAAAUCUUACAUGCUGACUUACAUUGCCUUUGCGCCUUACACAUGGAUCCACGGAUGCAGCCACGCAUCAGUCGAGUGUUUCCUCAUCACUCUUGUUUAUUAUUUGCGAGGAAGACUAGUUAUCUUAGCGGGCAGAAUCGACAGACUUAGUGGAAUGGAAACACUUGAGUGGAAAAAUGAUUUUCAAGACAUCAUUGUGGAACACAUUAGAUUGCUCAAAUUAGGAAACAAUGUCAUCGAUAUCUACAGCACGUCGUUGAUGGUUUAUAUGAUUUGUACAACCAUCUGCAUUUGCGUUAUUGGCUAUAAAAUACUGGUGAACUGCAUGACCGGACCAGAUGCGGAUUUAGUCCAAUUUUUUAUAUAUGUAUUUGCGGUGUACCUCAUAAUGGCGGUAUUUUGUUUCAUCAGCGAGCAGCUCAUGUCUGAGUGUGAUGAAGUUAGUGAAGCUUUUUGGAAUUGUGAAUGGUACCGAAUGCCGCCAAAGACUGUUGUUAAUGUCAUGUUCUGUAUCCAAAGAUCUCAACAACCACUUACGCUGAAAAUUGGAAAAUUUGCACACUUUGGCAACAAUAUGCUGACAGUUGUCACCAAAACAGCUAUGGGAUACUUAAGUGUCUUACGUAACUUUUUAGUAAUUGACUAA
Molecule: messenger RNA, 1185 nt
Organism: Cotesia congregata
Lineage: Eukaryota; Metazoa; Arthropoda; Insecta; Hymenoptera; Braconidae
Source: the annotation of a GenBank genome assembly